Molecule: messenger RNA, 1177 nt
Organism: Parasteatoda tepidariorum (common house spider)
Lineage: Eukaryota; Metazoa; Arthropoda; Arachnida; Araneae; Theridiidae
Biological process (GO): intracellular signal transduction
Source: RefSeq, a predicted model, not a curated record
GACGACAUACAUGCGUACUUAAACAUAUGACGAGCGUAUGACGUUCAAUCCUAUUGGCUCAUUCAAAAUGUACAAUGCGCAUGCGUACUAGCAGACAUAAAGCAGUAACUAGUUUGAUGACUUUGAAUCUACUACUAACUGGAAGUUUUACCAGUCAAUACUAGGUCCUACAAUUACGUACCACAGUUCGAGAGAUGACGGAAUACCUUAUCAAUAAAGAGGUUGAUUUUACCAUUGACGAAAAAUGCUUUCUUCUCGCAUACAUUGCUGAAGAUAAAAACAUGACAUCAUUUACUUCUUUUGAACGCACAUGGUAUCGUAUUUAUUAUAAUGUGGCAUAUAAUAAUGAAGUCGAGACUGUUGAUAUUGUCCUAAAACUGAUCAAGAAAUUGAAAUUGGAUCUCUGGUCUAUGUUCAAGGAAAAUAUUCCAAGAGAUUUCGAUUUUUCUCACAGUUGUCUUUUAAAUAGUCCCGAAGCAUUCAUCAGAAUAACCGAAGCAGGAGCCUCUAACGGAAUAACAAAAAUAGGAAGCCUGUAUCAUUGUUACUUUAUUAAAUUGUUUUUUGAUGAAUUCUACGAUAUGGAGACACAAAUUCAGAAUGAUACUUCUAGAUAUCCUCUCAACUUCCGUGUAUAUCAGCUUCUGAAUCUUUGUGCGCGGUACAAAGGUAAAUCAGCACGGCUCGAAAUGCCCAUGCGAGUACUCUGGAGCUCCAUCCCAGAUCCACUUUUGACGUCGACCGACGUUUUUAGGCUUUUUGAAGGGAUUGAUCCCAUAUAUUUUCCGAAGAUAAACAACAUAUGUCAAUGGUACUGCAAUCUAGUGAAUUCUGAGGAAACUUCUGUUAGGCGUCCAAGAUCUUUGCAACACCUUUCAAGGUACUGCAUCAGAAACCGAUUAAGAGACAACUUUAAGUUGCCCGAAGGAGUGGAGGAACUAGGCAUUCCCAAACUUGUCCAGAAGUACUUACUUCUGAGAGAUUUCAACAAGAUAGAAUGAAUACUUUAUCUCGGAAUCAUUUAUGCAAAGUCUCUAUGAAAGAUAUUAAGGACUAACCUCGAAAACAUUUGAAUAGUUUCACUGCUAAACGUGAAAUAUUUUUUCUUCAUAUUAGUAAAUAGUGUACAAUGAGUUUUUGUUUGCGGUGCUCAAAUAAAUUUUUUCAUAUUAGCGUA